Cladocopium goreaui is the source of this 3150-nucleotide messenger RNA. The record is from the annotation of a GenBank genome assembly. Lineage: Eukaryota; Dinophyceae; Suessiales; Symbiodiniaceae.
AUGAAGUGGCAAUCAUGGAAUCGCGUCCUUGGCUUGUCUUCUCGUGCCAUUUUCCUGACAACUCAACGCCUGUUGGACGUUGCAGCUGUUGUGUACUCGGGUGAAAGCAAAGGACCUUCAACCACCCCGAUGAUCUUCGGCCUGCUGCUAUCGACGCUGCUAAUGGUCGUGACCAUGAGGACGCAUUGGUCAGGUCUGCGGCAUCGUCCUCAUGGGACGGCUGUAGCCGUGGUGACCUCAUUCCUGCAAAUAGCAGCUGUGUGGGAGAUGGCUGACAAAGUGAUUUCAGGUGGUCGCCCACGGCCGAAAUAUCGCGUUUUAGAUUCAGAGGCUUCACAGCCGUUGCUGCCGCUAGCCUCUGCGCCAGAUCCGAGCUCCAACCCUCCCAAGGGCAGCCCUGGGGAGAACGCCAUGCGCGGAGUGCGCAAGUUGAGCAUUUGCAAUAUCCCACAGGCCUUUGUUUCCUUAUGGUUUCACAUGGGUCUCUUGAUAGAUGGUGCUUUGACAGCAUCAAAUCCAUUUCAUUUGACGGUGGUCUUUGUCGCUGGCUAUUUGUCCCUCAGCUUUGGCAUCGCUGAUUUCGUGCUAUACAUCUGGGUGGACGACGUCUUUGUGAGGAGGAACAAGAAGUUGGUCACCGCUCACUACUGUGUGGAGAUCCUUUCGAGAUUACCCACCUUGGCAUUUUUCCACUAUGCCUGCAAGAGUAAGACGGGGCCCUGGCCCUUGCUGAGUUUGUUUCUGCUGGAUGUGUCUGGCACCUCUUUGCUGCUACGCUUCGCACGCGCACAUAAGUCCUUGCUGGACUCCACCUCCACAUCGAGAUGCGCGAACUUCCUGUUUUCAACUGUGGUUUCGGCACAGCUCUUCUUCGUAAACAUUGUCUUCUUCGACCCUGGCAUGCACUUUCUUUAUGUCAACCAGGUUUUCUAUGUGAUGAAGUACCUGGAGUUUGUGAUCAUGUGGCGCUGUAUUCAGGAGGCCCGCUUUUUAAGGCCGCACAAUCGCUGGAAUGAAGAGAUCGCCAUGCUUCCCAAUGGUUGGUACCAUGGCCUCUUCUUCUUCUGCGUGUUUUUCGUGCUGCUCAAUGCGGUUUUCGUCUGGAAACUGGUGCCCGAGCGUCGUAGGCAGAAAGAUCAAAGGUAUUUCUCACCGUCGCCCGCAUGGCAUGGCCAUGGCGAGCAGGCAUCCAAUGCUCCCGCGGCUGGAGAGACCACCCGAGUUGGAUCCAACUAUGGCGAUGCGACUCAUCAGCGGCAGCUGCGGGGACUGGAAGGGAUCUUCGAACUACUUCUGCUGCUGAGCAAAGUUCACCAUCCCAAGAAUCGGUCAAGGAUCGUCAUCUCCAUCCUUGAUGAACUGUGGCUGCAUGCCCUGCCCUGGGAGGGAAUAUAUACCGAUGAAGCCGGUGGAGAGCACAGCCUGCAAGUGAGCGACCAUGGCAUUGUCAAAGCUGAGACACUGGAGGAUGUGCUCGGAAGUGUGAGCAAAGGGCACCUGGAGAUGUCAGAUGGACGCCAUGGCACAUUCGAUGGUCACAUCCUUCGAUGGUCGGAUGGCAAGAUUUGGAGAAGAGUUGAGGAGCAAAGUGGCAUGCAUCAGGACUUGAAGCUGAUCCUGCCUCAACUGGCAGCUGCCCUGCGCUGGGAUUGUCAUACCUCCGAAUGGCCAAUGGAGCGCAGAGUGCCUUCGACUGGCAGCACUUGGCCAUGGCGACGUCCGUUGCUGGAAUUUCUGGUGGAAUAUGCGGAGAUCACGGAGCAGAGGGAUUUCAUUUGUGACCUCUACUGGUCCCUGGUGUGUCUUUCGAAUGAGGAGGUCGACAGAAAACUGGGGCAUCAGUCGGAAACAAGUACUUAUCGCUCAGUUCGCUUCGCUCUGGUGCAGAUACUGCUGGCUGGGGCCACUGCGGGUCAGGAUUUUUAUGUCCAGGCACGGCAAGACAUCUACCGACAGCGCGAAGUGUGGCGCCAACACAUGGUGCUCUACACUGAGCAGCAGCGCUCCGGUGGGGGUGCCGCGGUGAAGACCAACUUCCUCCGGGAAGUGCUGAAACGCUUGAGCGAAGAACCACGGGAUCGGGUGCCCAAAGAUGAUGUCACGGCGGAAGAUGAAGCAUCCUUGCAUGUUACAACGGAUCAGCAGGCUAUUUGUUUGCUGUCACCCCGUGAUGACCUUGGGAAUCGCUUGCAGGUCUCCCUCCCAGUGGAUCCCACGGCACUCUUCUGUGGCACUGUGGUGGAGGAGAGUGAAGUGCUCCCUUCCAAGCAGGCGCCUGUGAUGUUGGUGUGCAGAAUGCAGAGAGCCAGGCAAAGUCCUCUGGCAGCUGCAGAAUUUGCAUCUCCAAGUCAUGCGGACAACGAGGUGAAUGAAAGAUACCUGCUGAAGGUGGGUGAUGAUUUGCGGCAAGACCAGCUGAUGCUUGAGUUGAUGUCGUUGAUGGGGCGAGUUUGGCAAGCACACCUGCUGCCUGAAGAUGUAAGGCUGCUGCAUUUGGCAGAGUUCCGAGUGUUGGCGGUGACGCCCAAUGCUGGCUACGUGAAAUUUGUUCCGCACUCCACUUGCCUGACGGAAGUUCUGCGACAAUCCAGAGGGAAUGUCAUGGCGUGGCUGUCACAGCAUAAGCCCAAAUCCAUGACAGUGGAAUCAGUCAUGGACAACCUCUGCGGAAGUGUUGCAGCCUCCUGCGUGGUGACUUAUGUCCUGGGCAUCGGUGACCGACAUUUGGAGAACAUCUGCUUGACACCUUCAGGCUAUCUUUUCCACAUCGAUUUUGGCUUCGUCCUGGGAGAUGAUCCUAAACCUCUCUCGCCACCAGUGCGGCUCCCGGCACAGAUUGCUCAAGCCUUGAUCGCCAGCAAACGACUCAACAAGUGCUUCAAAUUGGCAAAGCGCGCCUAUUUGGCGCUGCGUCCCUUCGCCCAGCUCUUUGCGGCGCUGUUGCAGGUGGGCUCGGGCGGCGCAGGCUGCGCCAAACUGGCGCAGCAGCCCAUGGCCGCAGUGGCCGGGGUCCAGGAACGGCUGCGCGUGGAGGAGGAAGACGAGGAACGCGCUGCAGCAGAGUUCUUAGCCUUGGUGCGAGAGAGCUCUCAAGGAUUUGCUGCAGUCAUGAUCGACAAGGUGCAUGCUGCUGGCCUCUUCUGGCGUUGA